AGGGUCUGCCGGGAGCGAGCGGAGGAUCGCCUGGCAUCUGGCCGGAGUGACCCUGCGCCACGAUCUCCCCCUCUUCGCGCCCCCUCGUGAGGCGGGCAUGGCAGGCAAAGUGAGCUGCGCCUUUUCCAAACGCUGCUUGGCCAGGGCGCUGCGGCGGCAGGCGGAGCAGCCGGGCAUGGCGGACGGCCGGACGAUGCCCAAGGACCGAGUCCUGACCCUGGAGUCCAUGAACCCCCAUGUCCGGAUGGUGGAGUACGCCGUGCGGGGACCCAUCGUUGCCCGGGCCAACCAGCUGAAGAAGGAGCUGAUGCAGGGGGUGGAGAAACCCUUCACCGAAGUGAUUGCAGCCAACAUUGGGGAUGCCCAAGCUAUGGGGCAGAAGCCCAUCACUUUCCUGCGCCAGGUCAGCGCCCUCUGCAUGUAUCCUGACCUCCUGAAUUCCCCCGAUAUCCCUGAAGAUGCGAAGCAGAAAGCUCAGAGACUCCUGGCCGCCUGCGGAGGGCAGAGCAUUGGGGCCUACAGUGCCAGUCCUGGGAUUGAACUCAUCCGUCAGGAUGUGGCGGCCUUCAUCCAGUGCCGAGAUGGGGGAAUACCCUCUGACCCACAGAACAUCUACCUCUCCACGGGGGCCAGCAGCGCCGUUGUGGCGGUCCUGAAGCUGCUGGUCUCAGGGGAGGGGUCUUCCCGGACAGGCGUGAUGAUUCCCAUCCCCCAAUACCCGCUCUACUCAGCCACCCUGGCGGAACUCAACGCGCAGCAGAUCAACUACUACCUGGACGAGGACCAUUGCUGGGCUCUGAGCAUUGAGGAGCUGCGGAGGGCGCUGGGCCAGGCGCGGAGGCGUUGCCGGCCGCGGGUUCUCUGCGUCAUCAACCCGGGCAACCCUACAGGUCAAGUCCAAAGCCGCAAAUGCAUCGAGGAGGUCAUCCACUUCGCUUGGGAAGAAGGCCUCUUCCUCAUGGCCGACGAGGUGUACCAGGACAACGUCUACGCGGAGGGCUCCCAGUUCCACUCCUUCAAGAAGGUCCUUUUCGAAAUGGGUCCCAAGUACUCGGAAGCGGUGGAGCUGGCCUCCUUCCACUCCAUCUCCAAGGGCUUCAUGGGCGAGUGUGGUUUCCGUGGAGGUUACAUGGAAGUCAUUAACAUGGACCCUGAAGUCCAGCAGCAGCUGACCAAACUGGUCUCCGUCCGCUUAUGCCCACCUGUGACUGGCCAGAUUCUCCUGGACGCCGUGGUCAACCGGCCCCAGCCAGGAGACCCCUCCUACCAGCGCUUCAGCCAGGAAAAGGCGGCUGUGCUGGGCGCUCUGGCCAGGAAGGCCCGGCUGACCGAGGAGAUCUUCAACCGGGCGCCCGGGAUCCAUUGCAACCCGGUGCAGGGGGCCAUGUACGCCUUUCCCCGGAUCGAGCUGCCCCUCCGGGCCGUGCAGGAGGCUCAGGCCCAGGGCCAGGCGCCCGACAUGUUCUUCUGUCUCCGGCUGCUGGAGGAGACGGGCAUCUGCGUGGUGCCCGGUAGCGGCUUCGGCCAGAGAGAAGGCACCUUCCACUUCAGAAUGACCAUCUUGCCUCCGGAGGAGAAGCUGGAGAUCCUCCUGCAGAAGCUGAGCCAGUUCCACGCGAAGUUCACCCGGGAAUAUUCCCAGGGCCAGCUGUAGCGUCUCCGGGAAGGCUGGCCGGAGAGAUGCCGGGGCAGUGGGUGGGCCGAGGGGGUGGGGGUGGGGUCACCCUCUGGGCUUCGUCCCACCUUCGGGGUUCAUAAGUGCCCCCAGCCCCACCCUUCCCCCACCCCCAAUGAUGAAAGCAAAGACUGGGGAAGGCUCCGUGCCCAGCCGGGUAUCUGAGAAAAUCACCAGCUGUGCCUGACCUCGAACGGGGCCUUCAAGGACCUACAGAUGGACCUUCUCCAAGCCCGGGCAGCUGUGGGCACCAGCUGCCUUGAGAGAUCUGGGGCCAUCAAGCCAAGUUGCUGCUUCGCCCUCAGAGGCUCAACCAUUCCUGCCUUAUCCUUUGGCCUCCGUGCUCUGGGUUCCCCAGGGGUCCCCUCUGCCCCUUUCAUGGACCCGGCUGGGGGCCCAGCUGGCUCAGGGAAGGUUGCAAUCCGGGGGGGUGGACACCUUGCAAAGAGACCCUCGGGAGAAUCUGCCCAGCUAACCCGGAAGCCUCCUGAGACAAAGGUUGGGCCUUGGGGGAAGAGGGGGCCAGGGUCCCCUCCCUCACAUGGCUGGGAAUGUGAAAGGGGGGCUGCAGAGGAUCAAUAAAACCGAUCUGAUCAAUAGCUGAA
Molecule: messenger RNA, 2280 nt
Organism: Thamnophis elegans (Western terrestrial garter snake)
Lineage: Eukaryota; Metazoa; Chordata; Lepidosauria; Squamata; Natricidae
Gene: GPT
Product: glutamic--pyruvic transaminase
Exons: 12
Coding region: 98-1654 (518 amino acids)
Biological process (GO): biosynthetic process
Molecular function (GO): L-alanine:2-oxoglutarate transaminase activity; pyridoxal phosphate binding
Source: RefSeq, a predicted model, not a curated record